Messenger RNA from Klebsormidium nitens, 1719 nucleotides. The record is from the annotation of a GenBank genome assembly. NCBI's taxonomy places the organism in Eukaryota, Viridiplantae, Streptophyta, Klebsormidiophyceae, Klebsormidiales, Klebsormidiaceae.
UUUGUGGAGGAAGGCUGCGUGUUGAGGUGAAAGCGGCAGCAGGCAGCUUGAAGUUUGGUAAGCAAGUCGUCGAACCGAAUCGGCAGAACUACGGUUUGUUUCCAACUUCCCGAGUUCGAUCUCGAAGCCGAUAACGUGUGCGGAGCUGUUCAACACCUCCCCUCCCCUCCUGCUUCGUCCUCUUUCCAACUCUUUGAAGAAGACGACACGGGUUAAAGAGGUAGCGCCCCCCGCUACCCACCUUGCACCGCUAGACGUGUGCUUGGGCCCCGUCUUCGACCGUUUACAGACUUUUAUCACACGUCAGCUUCUGUUUGGAUUAGCAGUCUGCAGCCAUGGGGUGGAAGGGCACGAAGCAGGAGAAGAAGGAGGCGUAUGACAAGAAGCUGUGCGACCUGCUGGACGAGUACCAGCAGAUCUUCAUCUGCAUUGCGGACAAUGUCGGUUCCCAGCAGCUGCAGAACAUCCGCCGGGGGCUGCGCCCUGACUCGACGGUGCUCAUGGGCAAGAACACCAUGAUGAAGCGCUCAGUGCGCGCACACGCCGAGAAGACCGGCAACGACGCCUUCCUGGAGCUCGUGCCCCUCCUUGUGGGCAACGUGGGCCUGAUCUUCACCAAGGGCGACCUGAAGGAGGUGCGCGACGAGAUUGCCAAGUACAAGGUCGGGGCGCCCGCGCGUGUGGGGCUCGUGGCCCCCAUUGACGUCGUCGUGCCCCCCGGCAACACCGGGCUGGACCCCUCGCAGACGUCCUUCUUCCAGGUGCUCAACAUCCCCACCAAGAUUAACAAGGGUACCGUCGAAAUCGUGGCGCCCGUCGAGCUGGUCAAGGUGGGUGAGAAGGUGGGCUCCUCGGAGGCGGCGCUGCUGGCCAAGCUCAACAUCAGGCCCUUCAGCUACGGUCUGAUUGUCCACAAGGUGUACGACGCCGGCAGCACGUUUGACCCCAAGGUGCUCGACCUGGAGGACGACCAGCUCGUGUCCGCAUUCCAGGCGGGCGUCGCCAACGUAGCGGCCCUGUCGCUUGCGGCCAACUACCCCACGCUGGCCUCGCUCCCGCACUCCAUCGUCAACGCGUACAAGAACGUGCUCGCCAUCGCCGUCGAGACCGAGUACUCGUUCCCGCUCGCCGAGCCUGUCAAGGAGUUCCUCAAGGAUCCUUCCAAGUUCCUGGCGGCCGCCGCCGCUUCUGCCCCUGCGGAGUCGGCGUCGGACAGCAAGGCCGAGGAGAAGAAGGAAGAGAAGGUGGAGGAAGAGGAGGAGGAGGAUGAGGACAUGGGCUUCAGCCUGUUCGAUUAGGCCCAGCAAACUAGAGAAGCGGGUUCGUGGGCGGAUUGUCGGCUGGACUGGACAAAGUGUGGUUGGGAGAAGUGAAGGGGAUUUUUGGGCGUUAUGAGUGGGUGGUGGUUCGGUUGGAAUGCCAUGUCCGGUUCAACCUGUGUAUUUGCCGUGCUGUGCAUGUUUCGAUCUGGUCUCCAUGUGUACAUGGAGGCGUGAAGGAUGAUCCGAUCUGUGGUGCACUUGUCAAACGGUUGCAUGCUACAGCUGCGGGCCAGAUCGACACAUGCAAAACUAUGACCUGGAAAGCAUGGACAUUGUUAGACAACGUGCCAAGGCAGGAAUUUGCAAACACCCCGUUUAUGGUGGAGCAGGCAGAAGUCUCUCCACCUACUCGCAUAUCUGUUGGCCAUGACGAUGGUAGCGCCCUUGAGAAUAGUGG